Molecule: messenger RNA, 1746 nt
Organism: Lodderomyces parapsilosis
Lineage: Eukaryota; Fungi; Ascomycota; Pichiomycetes; Serinales; Debaryomycetaceae
Exons: 1
Coding region: 1-1746 (581 amino acids)
Source: RefSeq, a predicted model, not a curated record
AUGAGUGCUACUCCAGAGUUGGGACGGCGUUCGGCAUCAGCAACGGCUCCAACGACAACAACAACAACAGUAGCUAACCAACCAAAGUCCUUUUCCCAUUAUACAACUCCAUCACCAACCGAUGAGGAUAGCAACAACAAACCGGUGCGAGAGAAUCUGCCUUCAACGAAUGCUGAACUUCUUUCGAGUUUGAAAGAGUUCAAUGUUGACAAGACAAAGUUCAAGCAUUAUGGGCAUUUAUCACUGACGAACUCCCAGUUUUUGGAAAAGGUUAUGCAUAUGACAACACCAGAACAAGAGACUGGACUUUUAGACAAAGAAAGAAGAUCUUUACUGUGUUCAUCCACUAAACCAAAAGUGGUGGAGGAGGAAAUGGCUCAUGUAUUGGCUGCUUUACCAAACACUAUAGAAAAAUUAUCACUGCCACCUAAUACGGAUAUUUUGAGUGAAUUGAUUCAGUUGCAAAUAGAACAAGAAAGAACCAAGCAGAGCGUGCUCAAGAAGGAGAUUGGAGAUACGGCAUUGCAGUUGUUUAAUGUUGCCAAGGAGUUAAAUGUGAAUGUCGAUCUUAUCCCAUACUUAUUUGCAUCAGAUUCAAUAACACCCAAAGGUUUGAAUGAUCAAAUUGAUAAGCUUCAUCAUGAUCCUAAGCAGGCAAUAAAUGAGCUCGAAGAGAAGUCUAGACAGGCUGAAUGUGAUGCAACUAGAUUCAAAAGGAAGCAUUCUGAUACACAACUACCAUCGUUUUCAGAAACUGCCCAAAGUAUAAUUGGAUCCAACAUUGUUUCGCCGUUGAGAUCACCUAAUCGUACUCCAGCAUUAGUACACAGAAGAGUGGUUUCGGAUAGUAGUGACUCAACCACAAAAGGAUCGUCACCAGCAAAUUCAGGAUUUUUGCCGCUUCUGUUUAUUGUCAAUUCGAAGGAAUCGGAACUGAACCCCGAUCAUCUUCAUCACCCUUCGCCUCAGGGUCAACAUCAACAACAGCAACAGCAACAACAACAGCCAUACACCACCGAUGUUCAAAGUCAACUGCAACAGCAUCUGCCACAAAUCCAGCCACAAACAUCCCCACCGCCAGUUUCAUACACGGGUCACUAUUAUACUCCCCAACACAUACCUCAACCACCAUCGGCUUCACAAGCACAACAUUUGCCGUUACCCCCUGCAGCAGCAGCACACACCGCUAAUCCACCACCAGCUUCAUCCAAAAACGUGUCUAAUCUGGGCUCUCCGCAUUUGCCGAAAUACCCAAUCGUACCUCCUCCUCAUGCAUACCCACAAGCAGGAAUCAACUUCGCUCCUCAUCAGUACCCUUACUAUGCAUCCACAUCACCACCAAGCUACAACCAUCAAGCAUAUGCCCACAUUGGUACGGUAAAAUCACCACCCCCACCUCCUCCACAACAACAACAACAACAACAACAACAACAACUUCAACCUUCACUACAAGUUUCACCUCGCCACCAACACCAGAAUACUAGACACUCCUCGUCCAGUCAAACAUCACCUCGUCCUCAGUUUCAGCACAAACCACAACCGAAUCACACAACCAAACCUCCUGUCCCAACACAUCAGUUUGAGUCUAACGACUCUAAAAAAAUUGUGUUUAAAUCUGUUGAAGAUGAGGCUCCUGCAUCAAAGAGGCAAAAGAACUCAAAACAAACUGGAAGUAUCAAUUUCAUGAUUACGACACCAAAGAAUCCACCGGCAAGGAGGUACAACAACCCUCACAAGGAGAAGUGA